Messenger RNA from Cuscuta epithymum, 12347 nucleotides. The record is from the annotation of a GenBank genome assembly. Lineage: Eukaryota; Viridiplantae; Streptophyta; Magnoliopsida; Solanales; Convolvulaceae.
UCUUUUCCAUUUAUAUCUUCGAAUUCCUUUUGUUUCGAAUUUCAUUUUUCUCUGGCUGCUUUUACCGUUUUUUAUUUAUUUAUUUUAGAUCUGCGGCAUGGAUUAUGAUGUUUAUCGUUUUCUUGCAGUAGUAAAUUAGUCAAAACGAUUCUUCUUCUUUUCAAAAUCGUGUUUUUUAAAUCCUGGCGAAUCGCAGGCUUGUUUAUGCGCGGGCGUGAUUAUGUUUUCAUGUAGUCAUAAACCAUUCAAAAUUCGCUCUUGUUUUCUGUGCAGAUGUUCUGCAUUAGUUGGUCGCUGUUGUGUUCAAUAGUUGAAGCACUUCUUCGAUGUUUUUGUUUUUGAUUUGUAGUUGAUAAUAAUUAUACCCGAAAAGUACAGUUGAUGAUGGAGGGAGAUAAAGUUUCUGAGGGAUCUGGGAAGUCACGGCCUGUUUUGGGAGACAUAACAAACCACCUGGGAAAAAGGGGUUUAUCUUCGAUUUUGGGUAGUUCAGGGAAAAAAAGGUGGAGCUAUGGAGGAGGUGAAAUUUGGAUCUAAGUGUGUUGUUGAAGAUAAUAAAGGAAUUUUCAAAAGAGUUCGUCUUUCACCUAAAAAAUCUGCUGAACACCACAGCCCUUUGACAAAAAAGCCAUAUUUGAUAAUUCAAAGAACCCCACUGAAAACAACGACCCUGAUUCUUCACAUCUUGUUGGUAAACACAGUACAACUUCCACGAAUAGUAGUGAGAGCUUGAGUAAUUUGAACCCCACAAACUUGUGCCCCCUAAAAUUUGUGGGGUUCAAAUUAUCAUGAUGCUGAGAAAACUUUUGAUACUUAUGAAGAGAGAGCGGCCAGUUCUGAAAGAACCGAAAGUGAUACUAACGGAUGCCAGAAUGAAGUUGAUGAGCAAGGAGCUGAAAAUCUAGUAAUAAGUCAGUUAAGGUCAAUCGACCAUUCAAGAUUUCCCGACUCACAGGAAUCAAGAGUCGGGCUUGAGAAAUGCACUAGAGUAAAGGUGGGUGAUGGUUGAUCUGAACCUGUUACAGGCAUUGAAUCCACAUAAAGUCUUGCUCUUGCACUUUUUGCACCAAAGCUGCUUAUAUGUGUUUAGACCUCCACUACCAAGACACAAAGGGUCGAUUAGCUGCUUUAAAGAAGAGCCUGAAAGAAGCAAGCAUUUUAACAGAAAGAAGUUUCAAGGUAAAGGCACCUCAGAGAUAUGGUUCAGCACAACACUGAUGUGCCUAACUUGGAAUCAAGUUUAUGGAGUCAGUGGAGGUCUCUCUUCUUACACAUGGAGAACAUAUAUGAGUGCAAAACUAACCAACUUGUGAGUAGAUCAUUUUAUUUCAUAGAUGAUCUUAUUUAGUUGCUUUGAAUAACUAAUGAGAAUUUGACCAAUGAUCAUCAUGCAUGUUCUGCUGCCCCAUUGAUUCGCUGCAAUGUGAGCAUAUUAGAGAUCAAGGUUGUUAAACUCAAGAUCCUAGCUCGGAUCAGAGAGGGUCUAGGAGAUCGUAACUCGAAUCGUAAGAUCCUAGAAACGGAACUAUCAUAUAUAUAUAUAUGUGUUUGUGUGUAUUUAGAUACACAUGUGUAUAUAUAUAUGUCAAGAUUGUAGAGUUAACUCGUUAACUCGUACGAUCUUUCGCGCUGUGGGUACAUGGUCAAGUUAGGUCGCAGCGUGGAUCAGAAAUUGCAGCCAGAUCGCCGGAUCGACGAGUUAACUCGUUAGAUCGCGGAAUCGUCGAUCUCCUUCGAUCUGCGUCGUUCGUUUCUGUAGGAAAAGAAUACGACGCACAGAGUCAGAAUUCCGAAACGACGCUAAGGUCGGAAAAUCGGAAACGACUUAGAUUGAGAAAAGCGACUCAAGUUUUAAAAAAAUAAUGACCUGCGUAGACCCCACUCCCAAGGCGACACCUUCGCACCUGAGAAAUAACUAGAGUGUCGCCUUCUUCAUUCGUAUUCUGCAACACUUGUUUUGUUCUCCUCCAAUUCUCCUCAGAAAACGUUUUUGUUCUUUCUCCGUUACAUCUUCUAGGACUUCAGAUUUUUAUUUACAAGCUGAUUUUUUGAAUCCUUUUUCCAUAUUUGUAUUUUGUGUUUUGCAGAUUAUUUUAUACCAUUGAAAAAUGACAUUUUGAUUAAUAUUUGAAAUUUUUUAAGUUUAAAUACACACACACACAUAGGUAUCUAAAUACACACACAUACAAAUAUGAUAGUUUCGGUUCUAGGAUCUUACGAUUCGAGUUACGAUCUCCUAGACCAAUCUCCGAUCCGAGCUAGGAUCUCGAGUUUAACAACCUUGGCUGAGAGAGAUAACAAACCUUCAAAUAUGGGAAACGGUUUGUAAUGAUUUUUUAUAUUCUGUUUUUGUCAUAAUUUUUUGAGGUCUUCGUUAAUAUCAUGUUUCUUGGAACUGCUAAUAAAAAUUAUAAUUAAAGCCCAUUAGAGCCGCCUAAUUACUUAGAGAAAAGCCUCUAGGACUGGGAAAGCACCAAGCUACAAACCCUAUAUGUAUGCAUGGAAACGUGAGAAUCAUGGGGGAACAUGAAACGGGAAAUCUCAUCUUUUAAUAGAAAAAACAAGUGUUAGGAGAGUUUUCAAAGACCAAAACAAAAAUGUGCUCUUUGCUUCAUAGAUAAAUCAUACCCUUUUACCAUAAUCGUAAUAGUGUUCCAAUAGAUCAUAAGUCUUUAUUCUUAUAAUAUUGGAUGUGGUUUUGUAUAUUUUUUUUUCUUCCUGGGGUCUUGAUUGGUUUCAUGUUUCUGUAUGAAAUUAAAAAAAAAACAUAUUUUUUUGUCCAAAUGAUGCCAAACCUAAUCAAAGCUCAUUCAGGUAUGCCAAUUACUCUGAGCAACUGCCUUUUGGCGAUUGUUUGAAUACAUGAUUUGGUUUGUAAAGUUUUUUUAGGUCUUUAUAAUAUCAUUUUUCUAUCAGUAUUUGUUAUAAUUUUCUUUUUCUUCUUGGUCUAGACAGUAAAAUGUUCAAUUAGAACUUUUUUAUAAAUAGUCCUUCUUUUGUUCAAAAACCAAGAUAAAUUGGAAUUUGCAUUUCCCCUACUUGUGAACUUAGAGUCAACUUUUUAAAAAUUUAUAUGCUUGUGCUCAAUCACACAUUAAGAGAGAUCAUAUUCUAGAGCCAAUAACAUGUGACAUUGUUUGAUAAUAAUGAAAAGAGAUAUUACACAUAAAGAUGGAGUACAUAUAAAAUUGUUGAUCUUCUACCGCUUAUGAAACACUGCCUUCAUAUCUUGCAGAUGUAAUCUAGGUGGUUCUUUGUCUUGUUACCAAACCAAAACAUUGAUUAGAAACCAGAGCUCCAUCGAAACUUGAUGUGGUUAUCCAAAACUGGAAUACAGUUCCUAUACAUUACGAAAUUGAAUAUGAUUUGUCUAUGGUCAUUACGUAGUUAAUACUCUUUGCACUUCUUAUAAAUUACGAAAUUGAAUAUGAAUACAAAACUAGGACACAGUUGACAGUUCUUGCCUUUAGUGGGUCUACAAUUAACCAAUCCAAAACUGGAACAAAACCAAGGGUGACCCAUCCUAACUUUGCUCCAGUUCCCAGUCCACCACCCUCCUAAUCGAGAUGGGGACCAUAUUUUAUGGGUAAGGCCUGCUUCCCGUCUCGCUCCACUACUGAUUCUGUUGCGGAAUCAAAAUAAAGAAAAAUUAACACCCACUCUGAAAUCAGCUUUCUCCAAGACUCUGAUAGGAACCAGACAAGUUACUGUAUAUUAAUUCAGGAAAUACGAGUCCUGAAGCUAUUACAAUGGCAGUCAAUCGUAAUUGACGUACAAAGAGAGGAACGGCAAAGAGGAAAAGAACAAUAGAGACACUUCGAGUAGUCUCAACACUCCCAGUCCCAAGUCCCAAGUCCCAACUAAUUUCCCCCCUCUUUCCCCCCUCUUAUUAUACCCAUCUCCUAAAUGGGCCAGCCUUAGUUACUAAGUAACUGGGCCUUGAACCCACUUAUUGUACAAUAUCAAAUACUUGCUAUUAUUCUUAUUACUAGUAUUAUUUUAAGUCUCUAUCAUCACUCCCCCCUUUGACAACCACCUUGUCUUCAAGGUGGGGAGUAAGAGCAGCCAUGCCAUCAACUUCCUCUUGACGCCUCUUCCUUCCUAGUAUCUCCCACAUUGCUGAACCAGAAGCUUUAGUACAUGUUCCUUCAAAAUGACAAAUGGUGCUGCUGCAGAAGAUAGAUCGAGUGCAGUUUCAUUUGUUGCAGUAGCCUUCAAGCACUCACUAGUUACAAGUGUUUCCUUGUUUUCAUGAGACUCCUCAAGGAUUCUCACUUCUGAGACUAUCAAUGUAUUGGAUGCAGAUUUGAUGUCACUCAAGUUACUCCACUCAUUGUCUGCAACAGGUACUAUGCAAACUUCUCCAUUUACCAUCCACUUUUCUGUACUGCAGUAAGUAUCAAUGAUAGAAGAAUAUGUAGUAGCAGGACUUGUCUUAUAAAACUUCAACAGCCAACAGAAGUUGUGCACAACAGUGCUGCCAUGCGAUUUCAUAUUCUCCUACCGCCAAAGUCCCAAGUCUAGGAAGCUUUCGUCUUUCCUUUCCCUUAUAGGCAGAACUUCAAGAUACCAUUCAACCCCUUCAUCUUUCAAUGCUGCAGCAGUUCUCAUAACUAUGGAACAUGAAGGCCUAACUUCCAUAUAAAGCUUGCGGAAUUGGUCUGCUUGCAGGUAAUCAUUUCCUUCACCCGAAAGAGACAUGGGAAUUUUCAAUCCUUGCUUCAAUUUCACAUUUUCGCGGACUUCAAUAUAAUUUUCCACACAGUUUCCAGCCUUUUUUCCCAAAGCAUUAGUUAAGGAUUGACUAAAAUCCAUGGGAAAAUGCUGAGACGUGCUGUUUAGUGCAUACUUGGCAGAAAGUACCAAUUUGCAAACUUCAACAUCAAGAACCAGAAGCUGGUCAAUUAUAAAACCAGGCUUCGAGAUAGACUUCUUAUCUCCAGCCCCAGCAAUAAGAUCAAUGGCUUUGUCUGGAAGAUACCUAUCAGGAAGGUAACUAGCUGAAUGUUGCAUAGCUUCUGUCAUAGCCUCGUAACUAUGUUUACACUUAGGAUGGGAUUCAUAUUUCUCACAUAGCCCUCGCAGUAACUGGACAGCAUUCUCAUGGCUCGGUUUCUCAUUUAUUACCAGCUGAAACCCAAGCAAUGGCUUUAACAGAUUAGACGUGUCAUGUUCGAAUCCCUUACUACCUCUCCUAUCCAUGCCAGAACCACUUAGAGUAGGGAUCUCAUCAAUAAGAAGAAUGUUAUUUCCUGGAUUCUUAACCUCCUUAUUUAAUGUAGUCACCCCAACCUCCAAUGCACCAGAAUUAUACAAUAAUUUCUUCAUACCAAUGAGAUGCCCAGUUAACUUCCUCUUUGGUGCAACUUGAUAACAUGAGUUUAAUUUAGAGUCUGGAACUAACCUCAACUCAAACUGGGGAGCAAAACCUUGCAAGCCAUUGUAGUACCGAACAACGAAACCGUGCUUUUCAAUCUUCAUUAUCCAUCCCUAUUCGAUUAGUCCCUCAGUGGCAUCAGUAUGCGAACUGGUGAUUUCCUGAAGCUUCUUUCCAUCAUUCCCCUUUGCUAUUUUCUCAUUUUUCUCAAUACUGGCAAGUGAAUUUGUUAUCACAAUGCUCCAUAAUUGCGCCACUUCCUGAGAUAUUGCAACAUCAUCUACUGGCCGAUGCAUUGUGGCAACCAUUUGUGUAGAUUCUGAUUUUAUUUCAUUUUCUAUGGCACUGGUGAAUUUUGCAUCUGUCACCCCGUUAUUAAUUCCAUUGAUAUAAGCAGUAGACGAGGUAGCUUGAGAUUUAUCUACUUGUCCAGUGACAUUAAGGACUUCCAGCUUAACAGAGUCUGUAAAAUUAGCUGUACCUGAGCUUUCAGAAGUAUUUGAACCAGCAAUUUUAGCAUCAGCAGAUUCAUGUUCCAUGGUAAUUGAGGAUUGAGUCACCCCAAAAAAUUUCUCCUCACAUCCCUCAUCACCAUAAAUGAACUUAUCUUCAGAGGGGAGUUGUGGCUGACUCACAUACUGCUGAGGGAACGAUGCUGACUCAACUUGAGUAGUGUGAGAAGCCGAAAUCUGCGAUGAAACCUGCAAACUGGUUGAGUCAGCUAGCGAUGAAGUCAGUGAAGUGGGAGAUGAAGUUCGCGAUUGCGAAUUGGAAUAAAUUGGCCGACGGCAUCUAGGAGGGCUCCUUGCUCGGCCUCUAGUUCUCCGGCGACGUUGUUGACCCAGCUCCUUGCAAAACUCGUCCAACCAGAUCCUCCACUUUUUCUCCCGAUCACUUUCUACCUUAUCCGAGGGCUUCUCCACUUUUCCGCGCGCUUCUCCACCUUUCCCCUGGAAGCAUCCUGAUCGGAUCUUCGCUGCUGACUGCACGGGUCCUUUCCGCGGGAGUCCUUUCUGCUUUGCGUAGAUUGGAGCUUCUCCAGUUGUCCGCGCGAAUCAGAGGCAGCCGGUUCUGACCGUCGAUCUUCUUUGCGCAAACCAGAGCGCUUCUCCCUGUUCUCGCGCAAACCAGAUGCGGCUACUUUCUGAUCACCAUGUUUGCGUUUCUCCACCUAGUGUUUCCUGCGCUGCUCCAUUUGUUUAUCGCGUGAAUGUAGAUUGAAGAUUCCCUGGGUCGACUGCUCUGAUACCAAUGAUAGGAACCAGACAAGCUACUGUAUAUUAAUUCAGGAAAUAUGAGUCCUGAAGCUAUUACAAUGGCAGUCAAUCGUAAUUGACGUACAAAGAGAAGAACGGCAAAGAGGAAAAGAACAAUAGAGACACUUCGAGUAGUCUCAACACUCCAAGUCCCAAGUCCCAAGUCCCAAGUCCCAAGUCCCAAGUCCCAACUAAUUUCCUCCUCUUUCCCCCUUCCUACUCUUAUUAUACCCAUCUCCUAAAUGGGCCAGCCUUAGUUACUAAGUAACUGGGCCUUGAACCCACUUAUUCUACAAUAUCAAAUACUUGCUAUUAUUCUUAUUACUAGUAUUAUUUUAAGUCUCUAUCAGACUCCUCGAGUUGUUUGAAAUGAUGGCCUUUUCUGUGACUUUUGUACUCCAGGACACAGGGCAGCCAACUGCCCAAUGGUGUUGGCGGCUAAUAUACUUAAGUGAUUCUUUUGAAGUCCUCGUGAAUCUCGUGAUAGAAUACUUUAGAAAUCUAACAGUAACACACAUCAGCGAUAAAUUAAUUCGUUUAAACUUUCAUUUGUUUACUUCUUGAGUGUUUGAAUUGGUUUUCCAUUUGCAUCUUUUUCUGCCAUAUAAUGUUGACCUUGUAUUAAUGUAUUAUAUAUCUACAUACCAAAUUGUAUUAAAUUAUUGUUGUUCUAAAUUUUUGUUAUCACACUUUAAUGUAUAUUUACACUAUAUAUACGGUUUGUUGAAGGAAUUUCAUUGUCCACAAAACCUCAUUCUACACUUCCCAUUAAUCCAACAUCCUCAAAAGCUGAAGAAUUGCAAAAAUGGUACGUCACUACACCACAAAUAUACAUAAUUUUGUACCAAUUCAUUCCGUAUGAUCUUACAUUAACAUUUAUUCCACAUUGCUUUAUGCAAGGCGAUUGACAAUAGUCCUAUUCUUGAUGCGCUAAAGAUAUGUCGCGAAUAUAUUAACGCGGCAAUUAACCUUGCAAGUCCAGUAGUUGAAGAAAUUUCCAAAAUAUCUAAUGCGAAACCCAUUUGGACUCCCGGCAAAAUCAAUUUGCAGCUUGAAGGUGAGUCUUUGGUAUAUGGCUUGUAGCAAUUGUCUGAAAACAGUUUAUGCUGAUUGUGAUACUUGGUUUUUUUGCAUGCAUUGUGAUAAGGAGGAUGCAUAUGGUACUCCAAGAUUUGAUAUCAAAUUACCCAUGAAAUAUGUGGUCAACCUUUUCUGAGUUAAAAAAUUAAACAAAAUUCAUGACAAUUCUUGAAUUUUUUUUAUGAAAUUAUUCGAUCCAAAGUGAAUGUCUCAAACACCAAUUCUACUUCAACAAUUGACACCUCAGUUUUUUGGCAAUGCGUCGAGAAACUUCUAGUCAUGACUAGCAAAUAAAUUAUGGAAGUGGAGCUAGAGGUUGACAAGUUACCAGCCAACACUAAUUUAAUAUUUUAAAUUUAUAUACAUGAACUAUUACAUUUUGAUACUACACAAUAUGUUGACUCUUCUUUAUAAAUUAUGAAUGGAAAGAAGACAUCGUUCCAAUAUGCAAACAAGCGCUUAGACAAAGAAGAAUAUAUUGUACGACUGAGGUCACAAACAGGUACCUAUCAAACCAAAGCAUACCCCUCCUGCACCGUAACAUCUUUGCAUGAUGCGUCUCAUUGAUCCACCAACCCCACCUUUGUCAAAGAUGAAGCUCCCACACUCGUGAGUAGAUGAUUUACCUGUUGAUUUGAAGCGCAAGAAAAUGCUUGAUUACUUGUCACUAUUUCCCACUAUUUCUAAUACUACUACUGUUUUUUUAAAACUUUUGCUUUAAUUUUCUUCAAGCGUUACAACCCAAUAAAUUAUUUGCAAUGGAGCCAAAGAUUCAUUAUUUUUUGGCUUGAGAAUAUGAUUGAAUAAAGCAAAGUGGCUCACCAAACUGUCUGCUCUUCUUUGUUAUGAAGCAGCAAUCAGUCCAUACAAUUUUGGACUCGAUUUUCAUUAUGGGUCAUCCGGAAACAGUCUGUCUGUGCUUUAGUACAGGGGUAAGACUACGUACAUCCAAUCCCCACUGUAGGUGGGAGCCUUCAUGGCACUGGGGUAAAUGAUGAUUGAAUGAUGAUUGUUACAACCCAAUAAAUAUUUGACUAUGUCUCCAACCAAAACAUUUUUGUGUUUGUUAUGUAUGUUUGUUGUUAUAUUUAAACACACACAACAAACACAAAAAUGUUAUGAUGGAGAAAUAGUCAAAUAUUUAUUGGGUUGUAGCGCUUGAAGAAAAUUAAAGCAAAAGUUAUAGGAAAACAGUUGUAGUAAUAGAAGUAGUGAAAAAUAGUGACAAGUAAUCAAGCUUUUUUCUUGCGCUUCAAAUCAACAGGUGAGUCCUCUACUCUCGAGUGUGGGAGUUUCAUCUUUGAUAAAGGUGGGGUUGGUAGAUCAAUGUUGGUUGCAACAAUAUAAUGAGAUGCAUCAUGCAAGAAUGUUAUGGUGUAGGAGGGGUAUGACUUGGUUUGAUAGGUACUUGUUCGUGACCUCAGCUGUACAAUAUAUUCUUCUUUGUCCAAGCGUUUGUUUGCAUAUUGGAACGAUGUCUUCUUUUCCUUCAUAAUUUAUAAAGAAGAGUCACAUGUUGUGCAGUGUCAAAUUAUAAUAGUUCAUAUAUAUAAAUUUAAAGUAUUAAAUUAGUGUGAGUUGGUAACUUGUCAACUUGGAGCUUCACUUCCAUAAUUUGUUUGCUAGUCAUGAGUAGAAGUUUCUCGACGCAUUGCUAAAAAACUGAGGUGUCAAUUGUAGAAUUGAUGAUUGAGACAUUCACUUUGGAUCUAAUAACUUCAUAAAAAAGUUCAAAAGUUGUUAUCUGAGUUUUGUUAAAUUUUUUAACUUAGAAAAGGUUGAUCAUAUAUUUCAUGGGUAACUUUGAUAUCUUACAUUGGAGUACCAAUUGCAUUCUCCUUAUCAUAAUGAAUGCAAAAAACUGGGUAUCACAAUCUGCAUAAACUGUUUUCAGGCGGUUCAUACAAGCUAUAUACCAAACGAGUAGUCAUUGUUAUGAUGGAACUAUGUAUUGCUAUUAUUAGUUAUUUGUUUUAAGUUUUGUAGAGUAUACCGGAUCAUAGGAUGGAGGUAAAUCAAAUAUUUUGGAAAUGUCUUCAACCACUAGAAUUGCAAGGUUAAUUGCCGUGUUAUUGUAUUCACGACAUAUCUUUAGCGCAUCAAGAGUAGGACGAUUGUAUCGCCCUGCAUAAAGCAAGGUGGAAGUGUGGAACAAAUGUUAAUGUGAGAACAUACACAAUGAAUGGGUACAAGAUUAUUUAUAUGUGGUGUAGUGACGUACCACUUCUGCUAUUCUUCAGCUCUUGAAGAUGUUGGGUUGAUGGUGAGUGUACAAUGAAGUUUUGUAGACAAUGAAAUUCCUUCAAAACCCCGUAUAUAUAGUGUAAAUAUACAUUAUAAUGAUAAUAAGAAUUUAGAACAACAACAAUUUUAUACAAUUUGUUAUGUAUGCAUAUAAUACAAGGUCAAUAUUAUAUGGAGGAAAAAGAUGCAAAUGAAAAACUGAUUCAAACACCGAAAAAGAAAAAGGGAAACAUGAGUAGUUAUUUGUGGGCUUGCUUCGGUGGUUAAUUAAAAACGAAUGUUUCUAUUAAAGUAGACUAAAAAUGUAUGUGCAUCACCCUCCCAAAAAAUGGUGCAAUAGAAUGUAGUGGAAAUAUCCCGUGUUAGCCCCUUUUGUCUCUAGCGUUUCAUUUAUGUCUUCAUAUAUUUUUCCUUUCAAAUCUAAACUUUUGACUUUUCAGCAAUUUCUUUUUAUUUCAAAAAUAGUCUAAACACCGAAUUAAAGUCAAAUUGAAAAAACAAAUACCUAAAAUUUCUUUUCGAUCGCCAUUGCUCAUCUCUCGACUUCUCCACGUCACCUUUCCUCUCUUCUUCUUCUUCUUCUUCUGUUAAACCUUCAUAUCUCCUUGGCCAAAUCAGGCCGGGCGGAAGAGCUCGCGCUGGAGUUGGAUGAACUGAAAUUGCUCCAAAGGAUUGCAAAGAGUCUGCGCUUUGUCUCUCUCAUUUCCUUGAAAUUCGCAACAUGGAAAAGCGAUCGAUGUUUAUACACAUGUAAUUUUUAAAUAAAAAAAUUAAAAUAUCAUGAUAAAAUUGGAUAAUAGGUAUCAACAUGAAACAGGUAUGAUUUGAGAUUUUCAGCCUUUUACUCACUUUUAUUUUGAUUAUCUGCUUGCUACACCUGUAAUGUUGUCUUUCUUGCUUUAGCCAAUCUGCAUGUGUACAAAUGUACAAUUACAUUAGUAUUAAUGUGAAUUCUGCUUGUGUUUUUCACAUAUUCUCAUUAGCUGGUGUAGUAUUAAAUUAUUAAUUUCAUUGUGAAUGUGACUUUGACGAAAACUCUUACAGAUAUAGAAUAUAUGGUUCAUUCAAUCAUGUUUAGAUGGGAAAUAAAUGUUGGAACUCUGUUAUUUAUCCAAUUGCCAAGUUUAGAGAUAAUUUUGAUUCUUGUAUAAAAGCUUUUGAUUGGUGUUAUGCGGAAAUUUCAAUCAGAUUAAGGUUGGGAUAGAUUAGUUUGGAAAUCUAGAAACUAGAUUUGUCUGGAAUAUGGAAUUUCAGAAACUAGGAACUAGUCUCAAUAGAAAUUUUGUAGUGAUUCUACUUUCUAGGUUAUACAUUAUGCUGCAACCUAGAAACUAGAAACUAGAUUGUAAAUUUUUUAACAUUAUAAUCUCUGAGUAUUGUAAUUUUUCUAUCUUUACUUUUAGAUGUAUGAAGGGGAUGUGGUGCUUACAGAGAUGUAUUCUGGCUCAUAAUUUACUCUUUUCUCACUUACAAAAGUUAUUGGUUGCAUUUUUUAAGUCAAACCUUAAAUAUUUUUACCUUCUAAGUUCUAAAUCAGAAAAGGCUUUCUAGCACUCUGAGGUUUUCUAUGAAGAGAAGUGGAGUCACAACAUGAAAGUGUUUCGUGCAUUAGGACUCUUUGCUGGUAUGGUCAUGAUAUGAUGGUUAUCUAAAUAUGGAUAAAGGGUGUUUGAUGUCAGCUUGUUGUUUUAGUCAAGUAUAUAAUGUAAUAUCUUUAUUUGUGAUUCCUUCUUUUUGCUCCUGAAUGAAGCAAGAAGACUGUUUUUGUAAAAAGUGCUUCUCAAAGCUUUGUGAUACUCAAAUUUCAGUUUUCUUUAUGGUUGAAUUUUUUCCUUUUAUUUCAUCAACGUGCGUUUAUAGCAUUUUCAAAUUUAACAAAACAAAUCCAAUUAAGAUUUAGCUGCUUGAUCACUUUUUUAAUUUUUCUUAUUAAUACAGUUGGCCAGAAAAGAAAAUAUUGAUGCAACUUUGAUGCAACUUUGAUGCACCAAUAUAGAGACAUAUUAUAUGCACUUUGAUGCAACUUUGGAUACUAUUGGUGUUCCAAGAAAGAAAAUAAAUUGCAUCAAUGUUUGGAAGAGUUGAGAGGGGGUAUUAUAUGAAAUUACAAGUAAAUACCAAUUGAAUCCUUCCUUAACUUGCUGUUGAAUUUAAUAGAAGCAAUUGUUGUGAACUUGUGAUAUGUAAUAAGAAGUAAUCGUUGUGAAAUUGCAGGUAAAUACCAAUUGAAGACAAGAUAAUCAAAUCUUAAUAUAUUUGUAAAAAGUAGUGAUAUGAAGGAAACCUAAAUUAUUUAAUAAAUAUAUGUAAUAAAUUGAAAUACUACACUGAAUUACAUAAUUGUGUUGAUAUUUUUAUAUAUUAUUUUUGUUGCUUUUUGUUUCAUAAAA